Molecule: messenger RNA, 948 nt
Organism: Culex quinquefasciatus (southern house mosquito)
Lineage: Eukaryota; Metazoa; Arthropoda; Insecta; Diptera; Culicidae
Exons: 4
Coding region: 16-873 (285 amino acids)
Biological process (GO): sensory perception of smell
Cellular component (GO): membrane
Molecular function (GO): odorant binding; olfactory receptor activity
Source: RefSeq, a predicted model, not a curated record
CUACCGUCCACCAAGAUGGCCGCCCUCCCGAAACAACUCCAGGUGAUGCCGUCCACGUUGCGAAUCCUGGCGCUGACCGGUGUUUGGGGAUCUGGGAGGAAAAUCUACCGAUUCGGGCUGAUGUUCGGUUACGGAUUUAUGAUGCUGCCAAGAUUCGUGUUUGGCGUCGGCAGUGAUAACCUGUCGGCCAUUUUGAAAAGCAUCGGCGAGGUGAUCUUCCUCAGCUCGAUCUUUGUGCCGGCGCUGGUGUUUGCCGGGAAACGGGGGACGUUCGAAAAGGUCGUCACCGGGUUGGGGGAAAUUUUCCAGAAAGCUACAAUCGGUGAACAUUUCAAAGAGUGCUUUGAAUUGAUCGAGCAGCAAAAUGUGAAGAUCAAGAAAUUUGCUGAUUUUCUAACAAUUUACAUGAUGUUUGCCGCGUUUGGAUACUGCAUGCCGUCGCUUUUCAUCUCAUACCUGCGCUAUUUUACCAACGAUGGAACCAAUCCGGUCGUAUUCGUACUUCCAAUGGAACAAGAGUUCUACGGACUGCACAUUCGUACAAACUUGGCACAUUACAACAUUUUUAUGGUAUUUUCACUGUUGGCCUACAUGGUUUGCUCGUACUUUACGCUGGUCAAGUUGACUCUGCCACUUUUCACGAUAAGGUACAGCUCGAUGACCUACCGCUUGGUGGCAAUAAGAAUUCGGAAUUUGACCAGAUAUAAAUCUUCAGCCGCUGAUAUAAAGGAUAUCAUUGAGCUUCACCAACAAGCUUUCAACGUCACAGCCUUGGUCGAAGAAAUGUGUCACAUUCCGGUGGCACUAGAAUUCCUAACGUGUAUUCUCCUUUGGAGUUUGGUCAUGUUUUACAUCUCAACUACAAUGGGCUAGGAUCUGUUUAGCAUUUUGAUCGUGGUAUUUUCAUCACUGGUGGAAGCCUUUGGCUACUCGUACCUCGGCUCGGAG